GGCGGAAAUCGGGGCGUGUUGGGUGCGGUGGCGCGCCGGAGAGCUUGGGGGCCGGUUUCUGUUCUGCCAAGAUGGCUUCCCUUCUUCAGUCGGACCGCGUCUCCUACCUGGUGCGCGGCGAAAAGGAGAUCCGCAUGCCGCUUUCGCAGCUGUAUUUCUGUCGCUACUGCAGCGAGCUCCGUUCUCUCGAGUGUGUCUCGCAUGAGGUGGAUUCGCACUAUUGUCCCAGCUGCUUGGAGAAUAUGCCUUCAGCUGAAGCUAAGCUGAAAAAAAAUAGGUGUGCCAACUGUUUUGAUUGUCCUUGCUGUAUGCACACCCUUUCUACCCGAGCAACAAGCAUUCCUGCUCCAUUGCCUGAUGAUCCAGCUAAGACUACAAUGAAAAAAGCUUAUUAUCUUGCCUGUGGAUUUUGCCGUUGGACAUCUAGAGAUGUUGGCAUGGCAGAUAAGUCAGUUGCCAGUGGAGGUUGGCAGGAACCCGAAAAUCCUUAUAUACAAAAGAUUAAUAAACUAGUGGAAUAUUAUCAACAGUUGGCUCAGAAGGAGAAGAUGGAAAGAGAUCGUAAAAAAUUAGUUCGACGUCGACCAUACAUGCCACUGGCUUUUUCGGACAAAUAUGGCCUUGGAACCAGGCUUCAACGUCAGAGGCCUGGGGCCCCUAUCAGCGCCCUUACUGGACUUUCGCUGAAAGAAGGGGAAGACCACAAGGAGAUAAAAAUUGAACCAGCUCAGGCUGUGGAAGAAGUAGAACCUUUACCUGAGGAUUAUUACACAAGGCCAGUCAAUCUAACAGAAGUGACAACCUUAAAGCAGCGCCUCCUGCAGCCAGAUUUUCAGCCCAUUUGUGCUUCUCAACUUUACCCACGUCAUAAGCACCUUCUGAUCAAACGCUCACUGCGAUGCAGGAAAUGCGAACACAAUUUGAGUAAACCAGAGUUCAACCCCACAUCGAUAAAAUUCAAAAUUCAAUUGGCUGCUGUCAACUACAUCCCAGAAGUGAGAAUCAUGUCUAUUCCUAAACUACGCUAUAUGAAGGAAAGUCAAGUUCUUUUAACUCUAACCAAUCCAGUGGAAAACCUUACCCAUGUGACCUUAAAAGAAUGUGAGGAAAAUGAUUCUGAGGAUAUUAAUAGUACUGCAAAGGUAGCGGUUCCUUCCAAGGAACUAAUCUUGGCUGGCAAAGAUGCAGCAGCAGAAUAUGAUGACUUGGCAGAAUCUCAAGAUUUCCAGGAUGACCCUGACAUCAUAGCCUUCCGGAAGGCUAACAAAGUUGGGAUAUUCAUCAGAGUUACUCCACAGAAAGAAGAAGGAAAAGUUACUGUAAGCUUUAAGAUGAGACAUGAAUUCAAAAAUCUUGCUGCUCCAAUCCGCGCCACAGAGGAGUGUGAUCAGAGUUGUGAAGUUAUUUGGCUCACCCAUCACGUGGAGCUCAGCCUGGGCCCUCUGCUUCCCUGAAGUUUGUGCCUUAAUUGGUUGCUAAAUGAUAGGUGUUUUGAAAAUGCAUUCUGAUAAAAUGCUGGUUCUACGGAGAUGCCUUGGAAAGGGAAAUUUCAGCCAAAAAAGGUAGAGUUGAAACAGAAAAAAGACACUCCCCCCCCCAUUGCCUCCUCCUCUUUACAUCCAUUACAUGAAUUAGUGAUUCUGUCACUACCACAUGUAUAGUCAAAUUGACAGGUCAAGCUUAGUGUGCAUGUUCGUAGUUAUCUUCUAUCUUCCUUAAAAAAAGUCACACACUAGUUCCUCGCAAAACCUUUUACUAGCUUUCCUUGCACCAAUUUAACCAAGCUAGUAUUGGACAAAAUCUCUUUCCUUCUCUGGUACAUUUUCUGAUAACUGGAUUACUACUUUUCUGAUAGUAGUAAUUAUUUCAACUAGAUUUUUCAGUAAAGCAAUAAUCAGCACAGUAGCAUGACAUGUCCUUUCGCUAUCUGUCAGUCAUCUCAAAUAUUACGGCUAAGUUUUUUAAUGUACCAUUUGUGGCAUUUUGUUGUCUUGUUAUGGACAAUUCCUGAAAGGAAAACAAUUAAGAAACUAGCACAUUAAUCAAUACUAUAUCAUUGGAAGAUUUAACUUCUUAGGCUGGAGAAUGCUUAUUUAAAGGAAAUGCAAUUUAGUAUAGUUGUAUUUGCUGAUGUAUUGCAUUUAUUGAAGCAAGAAUUGAAUUGGGACAAGCACUAGUGUUCUGGUUAAAUUAUUCCUUUAGGAACAGGAUACGGACCAAACAUAGCAUAUUAUGAUUUUAAUUACUUUAAGUAUGUAAAUUUGAACUUUUAAGACCUCUUGGAAAAGUAAGUACCAUCACUAUUGUGCAAUUUUGAAGGUGUAAAAUCUUAUUCCCCUACUGAACAGAUUUCAUUAGGUUUUGUUAAUAGGAAGGUGAAUAAAUUAUUAUAAAGUAUAAUUCCCACGUUUUGGGUCUUGAAUUUUAAUGAUUUGAAAUUUAAUAUUGUAACACUGCAUACACAUUGUAUGUAAUGGGAAGGUGAAAAUAUCUGAUUGCAGACUGGUGGCCAUGGGCACUCAUUACAGUGUGAAUAUUUAUUAUGUAGUUCCAAAAUUGGAAUGGAGAA
Thamnophis elegans (Western terrestrial garter snake) is the source of this 2569-nucleotide messenger RNA. RefSeq names its product dynactin subunit 4 (gene DCTN4). Gene Ontology annotation, cellular component: dynactin complex. Lineage: Eukaryota; Metazoa; Chordata; Lepidosauria; Squamata; Natricidae. The transcript has 13 exons. The record is from RefSeq and is a predicted model, not a curated record. The coding region runs from base 72 to 1454 and encodes 460 amino acids.